GGCUUUGAGCAGAUGUUUCCACUGAUAAAGCCAGCUGAAGGAGUGCUCCUUCAUACCUACCUCCUCCUUUCAGUCUUUAAAAAACCCCUGCGAAAUAACGUUCAUUGUAUCCACUUCCAAGAGCAGAAGUUUCAGCUGGUUGCCCUACAGCAGCUGGGUGUGCAUGCUGCAAGCUGCUCACCAAGGGAUGGAAUCCUACCCAUCUAUGAGCAGUGUGUGUCAUAAUUCAAGGGCUGGAAUCUCCAAGUACCACUGCAAGCAAGAGCAUGACCACCCCAAGGAAACUGGAAAGUCAAAUUUGGAAGAUGGGAGUCUGUGGCAGCUUGAACAAAGUCACAGGAACAGCAAGAUAUUGGGUGGAUAAAAUGGCUCCGCAUGCACAGAGCUGGCAGCAUGUUAACCUGAGGAAGAUUCAGGAGGAUCAAAAGCGAAUCAAUCAGAUUGAAAGAGACAAUAAGAAGCUCCUUGAGAACCUUGCUGCCAUCCAACAAGGGCCGGCAAGGGUGGAUUGUUGGAAUAAAUGCUUUUACAGAAGGUCAACAAGCGAUAAACAGAACAGGAAAAUAAUGACCAUCACGGUGGAAAAUCAUGGACUCCUGAAAAGGCUUGCUGACAGUAAGCCUACCUACGAUCAAAAGAAGUUUGAAAUGGAAUGGCAGAACACGAGACAGUUUAAAUAGACCGCCAAACAAUGCUGCAUGUCCUCCCAAGAGACUGAGUAAAUUGCCAUCUCAAUCCUAACAACAAAUGUGGCUGGAGACAAACUCACCUGGUUUUGAAUAAGCUGUGUGCCUGAGCGUUCCCUGGCUGUACUCUGCUCAACUCAUUUGAGAAAGGAAAGCAGUUCAGAUGCAGUCAGUGUAAGGACAGGGAGCUGCCUGACAACCUCAGGUACUGUGGCUGUUUAGCACAGCUCUUCCUUGCACACUACAAAUAGGAAAGGCUACGUUAAUCUCAAGCAUGGGCAAGGGAGGGAGAGAGAGGGAGAAGGGAGAAAGAGGUUCAGUUUGCUGAAAUAUUUUGACUUGGGGUUGCUGGUACCGCUUUCAAAGCAGGUCUUCAAACUCAAGGAAGUUUGCAUGCUGACUUUCUUUAUAAUCUCUUCUUUUUGCCCCUCCUCACUGCAAAGCACAAACCAGGCCUGGCCUUGACUUGGUGUUGUCUGAAUUGGAAUCUUGUCCUGGAAACAGACAUCUGUUACGUGUGCCUUUUCCUGAGACUGUCAGAAUAAAGAGAAUACACAGAAGCACUGACUGUUCUUCACUACGCAUUUCCAUAUUCUCUCUCCAUCAUUUACUUUGAACCUAAAAAAGUCCUCAAUCAGAAAAGCGAAACAAAUGUUUCUGAUAGUAUCUAAGUUAUGAUCUGUGGGAGUGUACAUCAAUGUGGAAUAUCUGCACAUAACUCAAAAAAAAAAAAAAAAAGAUUAUUUAACUGACACUGAAUAUUUUAGGUCAUGUUUAAUGGGAGUUGUAUAUUUUACCCUGAAAACUGCAAUAUAUAUCCUGUGGUGAGAUCGAUCUGGUAGGAUAUUGAUUGAUAUUUUAAUAAAUCUGCUUAGCUUGA
Centrocercus urophasianus (Greater sage-grouse) is the source of this 1566-nucleotide messenger RNA. It is a transcript of the gene CFAP97D1, whose product is annotated as CFAP97 domain containing 1. Gene Ontology annotation, biological process: sperm axoneme assembly. Lineage: Eukaryota; Metazoa; Chordata; Aves; Galliformes; Phasianidae. The coding region runs from base 267 to 680 and encodes 137 amino acids. The transcript is spliced from 6 exons. The record is from RefSeq and is a predicted model, not a curated record.